This is a messenger RNA of Odontomachus brunneus, 1990 nucleotides long. RefSeq names its product protein C15orf41 homolog. The record is from RefSeq and is a predicted model, not a curated record. The transcript has 6 exons. The coding region runs from base 100 to 951 and encodes 283 amino acids. Lineage: Eukaryota; Metazoa; Arthropoda; Insecta; Hymenoptera; Formicidae.
UUGUUCAGCUAAAAAGAACAGACCUUUGGUGCGCUUCUCGAGCGCACCUCGUAUUGUAUCGAUUUGACAUUUCAGCGGGUUAUGAUAAUUAUAUUGUAAAUGAUGAAGACCGAAAUAUAUAAUGAAAUAAUAACGACAAUUCGUAAUUUUCGAGGUCUAUCAAAAGAUUGUGCCAAAAUAUUAAGGGAAAAGUAUAAGAAUAUUCCUGUAAAUACACUGUACAGCAUCUUAUCUUUGGAAAUACAACAAAAAAUGAAAGUUAACCAUAUCAAACUAUUUGGAAACAAUAAAAGUUAUUAUAACAGUUAUUUAGAAGCAGUAAAUAACGGAGAGCCAACAGGGAUUUUGUUGAGAAUGGCCAAAGAUAUCGAUGCCUCACCUGCCUUAUUAGCACGUAAUGUCUUGGAAAAAUACUGCACAUCUGACAAUGCAAAUGCUUCCAAAAAUUUAAUUACCAAGUUGUUCAAGGAUACUACACUAAUUAGUGACAAGGAUCUUGCAUAUGAGGUUUAUUUGUGUUUAUUAUACGAUAAUCUGUAUGGACAUAUAGCUGAUGCAAUGGGAAUUUGCAUAGGACAAGAAUACGAAAUCAAGCUCGAAAAUAGUCUAAUACAAAGAAAUAUUGCGUUUCGUAACGAGGAACACUUACGAAUGCGAGGAUACGAUAAAACUCCCGAUAUCAAGUUAGAAGUGCCAAUUGCGGUAAACGGUUUUUUAAUCAACUGGAUUGAAUCUAAAGCACGAUUUGGUAACGUGGAAGUUCACCAGAAGUACAUGAAAGAACAGUUUUUGAGCUAUUGGAACAGAUUUGGGUCUGGACUGGUUAUUUAUUGGUUUGGAUUUCUCGAGAGCUUGAACAAAUCAACCGAGAAGAGAUUUAUCAUAAUGGAUCAUUUUCCUGAAAAUAUUACCUAUAUGAAUCCCGUUUGCAUUAAGCCUACGAAUACAUGACUAUGUGUUAUCAGUAUUUAUUCAUUUUAUAUAGAUUAUAUUUCCAAAACUUAGACACAUCUAGCAUACUAAUACAUUUCUUGACAAUAUCUAUCCUAGCAAGGUAAAUAAUCUCUUUUCAUGUUUGAUAAAUUGAAAUAACGAAAAUAUUUUUGUAUAUUUUUAUUAUUUUAAGAUUGUCAGAUUCAAAGUCAUUAAAAUAUCUAAGUCUUUUCAUUUAACUUUUUUAACCCUUUCAGGACGGGAGACAUCUUUUGAUGCUCUACAGCCUUCAUGCAUGUAUUAUAGAAACUAUCAAUCCAAUAUUCAUAAAAAUUAGUAUGUAGGAGUUUUUUAGGAUACUCUUUCCAAAUUUAAAGUAAAAAAAUGUAAAAUUUAAGAUAGUGGAUCAAAUAUGGCGAUUUUCAAGAUGCCAAAUUAUGUAAAUAUAACUCAAUUUCUGUGGAACUUCAUACUCUCUAAAUUUGAAUUAGUGAAAAUCUUGACUGAUUUCCAGUUUCGCUCUUCUUGGAAUCUUUUUGGAGUUCAUCAGUACCACAAAAACUUUAGUUAGCGGCAGAUUGGAACAAACGAUAUUUAUAAUAUAUUUACAUACUAUAUACACCCUAUUACUGACCAAAAAAAUAUUUACAUUAUAUUUACAUUACAUUACAAAAAAUAUUUACAUUAUAUUUACAUUACUUAUACGUCCAAAUAUAUACAACAAGAAAGAUUUACAUUUUAUUCACAUUUACUCAGUUAUGUAUAAAUUUUGCCAUAUUGGGUCCGCCAUCUUGGAUUACUAAAAUUUAAAAAAUCUAAGUUCAGAUUCGGAUUCAAUGACCCCAAAAACCCAUAGAAUACGUACUUCCCUAUAAUUAUCUCCCCGAGCAAUCCCCUGUUCUGAAAAGGUUAAAUUCUUUUUCAACACCUUACAAAUGACCUACCAUGUACUUAAGAUAGGUAAAGGAAUCAGUUAAAAUCACAGAAUAGAUAAAUAUAUAAUUAUAACAAUAAAUAGAUAGAUAUAUAAUUACAAUAAAUAUAUAUAUAUUUACAA